AUGUUUUGGAAUAAUUGUCUGCUCGUUGCGCUCGUCGCAAUAGCUGGCGUGACGGCGGAGAAGAACCAGACUCUCUACAAGCCAUUGUACGAGAAAUACUCAAAGUCCACGCCCAAGUUUCAAAACGUCUCUCAAUCCAAUGUCAACCCCCUCUUCCUCGCCCGCAAAGGCUAUCCAGCUGGCCAUAACAGCCAAAGCGACAAUGCUCACCACCCUCAUGCCCUCAUCAAACGCCAAUCGGGUGGAAAUGGCCUUCCAACUGGUCUCUGCGCACCAGGGACGCCUUGCGUGAAUGGUGCAUGCUGUGGAAAGACGGGACAAUGCGGUUACAGUCCCAACGAAUGCGGUGCUGGAAACUGUCUCUCAAACUGUGAUGCCAAAGCUGAGUGUGGCCAGUACGCUCCUUCAAGCAGCGCAACUUGUCCAAUAAACGUUUGCUGUUCUAAAUAUGGCUUCUGCGGAACUAUUGAUGAAUUCUGUGGCGAUGGCUGUCAGGACGGGUUUGGAGGCUGUGGCUCUGUACAAGAGCCCUCGUGUGGAGGUAACUCUAUCCAACGGAAAAUUGGUUACUAUGAGAGCUGGUCUGCUACUCUUAAAUGCAACAGCCGUCUACCAGGAGACUUGGAUCUCACUGGAUUCACGCAUAUGAAUUUUGCAUUUGCAUAUUUCCACCCAACUACCUUUGAGAUGAUGGCCAUGAACGCCGGAGAUCCUGCUCUAUACAGCAAGUUUACAGAUCUCAAAACAACCUACCCGGGCAUCAAGACGUGGAUUUCCGUCGGUGGAUGGUCGUUUAACGACGCAACCAACAGCCCAAACACCCAGACUGCGUUUAGCGACAUGGCCAGCACUGCUGGAAAUAGGGCAAAAUGGAUCAAGUCUCUUACCAACUUUAUGCAGACAUACGGAUUUGAUGGCGUGGAUAUUGACUGGGAGUAUCCCGGCGCUCCAGAUCGAGGAGGCGUCCCCGCCGACACCCAAAACUUUGUAGCUCUGCUCAAAGACAUGCGAGCUUCUUGGGGCAGCAAAUACGGUAUCAGCGCGACUAUACCCAGCAGCUACUGGUACAUGCGCUGGUUCGAUCUCAAGGGAAUGGAAGACUAUCUUGACUGGUUCAACUUCAUGAGCUACGACAUCCACGGCGUAUGGGACUCAACCAGCAAGUUCUCCGGCCCUCAUAUCCUACCUCACACAAACCUCACCGAGAUCAAGCUCGGCCUCGACCUGCUGUGGCGCAACGGAAUCGAUCCAGCCUACGUCACGCUGGGACUCGGCUGGUAUGGCCGCAGCUUCACUCUAUCCGAUCCCUCAUGCAGUACGCCCAAUGGAGUCUGCCAGUUCAGCUCCGGCGGCAACCCCGGGCCCUGCUCAAACUCGGCCGGCACGCUUUCCAACGCGGAGAUCUUCCAGGUCCUCGCGCAGUCCGGGGCAAAGUCCUCAUUUGAUGCGACGGCCGCAGUCAAAUGGAUCACCUGGGACACCAACCAGUGGAUCAGCUACGACGACGGGCAGACCAUGAAGCUGAAAAUUGACGCUGCAAACAAGCUCUGCCUCGGUGGCAUCAUGAUCUGGUCGGUUGAUCAAGACGACACCAAGGGAACCAGCACUUCGGACCUGCUCGGCCUGGGCACCGCCAACGGCGUAACCUCCGAAAAGGCCCUUGAGCUCAAGAAGAACCAGAGAGACGCCAUCAGCCAGGCCACCAACAUGAACUCGUGCUAUUGGACCUUCUGCGGCGACUCCUGCGCCUCGGGCUACUUUGCAGAGACUUCGGCCAACGGACAGGUCAACGGCGUCAGCUCCAACACGGUCUGCAAAAACGGCCAGGUCGAGACGCUGUGCUGUGCUUCCGGCACCAACAUGGGCACCUGCGAGUGGGAAGGCUGGAAUGGCGUCGGCCUGGCCUGCAGUGGCGGAGGCUGCCUGGGCUCUGGCUCGACGGCUAUUGCCUUCAACACCAACAACUACGCCAAACAGGCUGCCGUUGCGUUGCUGUUUGAUCAGACUUGCCACGGAGGCUUCCAGUCGUACUGCUGCUCGGGCUUCAAGGCGUCUCCCAAAGGAAGUGUCUCCAGUCUUGAUCUCAUCGGCCUCAACGGAAAAGAAACACAUCCAGGCCUCAACGUGGGAAAACUUACAGGCCUGACGGUGGCGUGUACAGCAGCAGCUACGGCUGCAGGAACAGCAGCAGGUGCUGCCGCGGCCAUCUUCACGUUUGGCAUCGCCUUCGAGCCCGUCUUCGCAGCCACCUUUGCCGCCGUCUUCGCGGCCUGCGAAAUAAAGGCAAAGCAGGCUUCUGUACUACAAGCAGUUGGAGUUGUGGCGGGUCAGCGCACGGGAGGCCGUGGGCAGACGAAUCCUAAGCCACGUCCACCACCCAACCUGCCGAAUAUCCCGCCAAAGAUCCCACCAAAGAUCCCCGGAGUAUUCGGUCAGUGGACCAAGACGUCUUACGACCCGAAGAAGACCAAUGACUGCCAGGUGACUUACACUUGCAAAUAUGGCCGAGGCUUUGAUGAGAUCUGUGAUAACCAGUCCUGGGGUAUUGACAAGGCCAACGGCGGUCGAACUAUAUAUCAUUACGACGCACGCGGUGCUGAUAGCGAGUAUGCCAAAAACCAAUGGGCUUCGACAUAUCGCAAAUCAUGGUACCGAACCAUGGCCCAAGCCGGAAACCCUGCACGGUGCCAAGUUGACGAGUUUCCCAUGGGCAGUCUUUGGGAAGGCAGAGCUCCCUUUGGCAACCAAGUCUGCCGUCUGGUCAACGGAGUGGCAAACCGCAAUCAGGGCACCGAUUUCCAGCAGUGGCUCUCUGCAAUCUGGAAACCCUGCUCAUCGUUGCGCUCGUCUUACGGAAAGCCGGAUCCUCCUAUUACCUGGGAGUUUAGCCAUACUCCUGGAGACCCUCGACUCGUCGCCAACAGCGUGUUCCCGCACUUUAUCCAAAAAUACGGCUUUGACUCUCAGACUGUUAAUUCCCUAUGCUGGGCAACAUACCAGUACCCAGAUCUCAAUGGCCAGCAGCGCAUCAGGACGGCUUCAGACCAGGGAUUCCGCGUAUUGCCAAAUGACCCCCUGUAUCGCUCCUACGGAUGGGCAAGUCAGCAAUACUCUACGAAUCCAAAUAACGCGCAAACCCUUCCAGUGGAUAUAGCGAGCGCUCAGUGGCAGAAACGCACCAACGCCAGGGCAGCGCUUGAGAACCUGAUUCCAGUCCAGUUUGCGGACUCGGAAGAGAUUCCCUACGCUAUUCCUUGUGGCGAGUGCAGCCUCAUCAUUGACCAUGAAAACGAGAUUGUUUAUGAUCAGAGGCCGCCGGCGGAUGUUCCCCUCACACAAGUGGCCGGUGAGACUCCCACGCCAACAGCUGGUUACAACAAGCCGGAGACUGGAAACACGGUCGACAAGGGCCCAGCUGAGACGGGUUCGGCUUCUCAGCCAAACUUUUGA
This is a messenger RNA of Trichoderma gamsii, 3450 nucleotides long. RefSeq names its product glycosyl hydrolase family 18. Lineage: Eukaryota; Fungi; Ascomycota; Sordariomycetes; Hypocreales; Hypocreaceae. Gene Ontology annotation, biological process: carbohydrate metabolic process. The record is from RefSeq and is a predicted model, not a curated record. The transcript has 11 exons. Bases 1 to 3450 code for a protein of 1149 amino acids. Gene Ontology annotation, molecular function: hydrolase activity, hydrolyzing O-glycosyl compounds; chitin binding.